Molecule: messenger RNA, 2723 nt
Organism: Cyprinodon tularosa
Lineage: Eukaryota; Metazoa; Chordata; Actinopteri; Cyprinodontiformes; Cyprinodontidae
Gene: gabrr3a
Product: gamma-aminobutyric acid type A receptor subunit rho3a
Exons: 9
Coding region: 266-1684 (472 amino acids)
Biological process (GO): chemical synaptic transmission; monoatomic ion transmembrane transport; signal transduction
Cellular component (GO): membrane; neuron projection; synapse
Molecular function (GO): neurotransmitter receptor activity; extracellular ligand-gated monoatomic ion channel activity; GABA-A receptor activity
Source: RefSeq, a predicted model, not a curated record
CACAGUGACAGGCUCACUCAGCCAGGAGGAUGCUCGUGCACUGGGGCUGAGCCGCUGGAUAUCUCCACUGAUGUUCGCCAUGUUACCAGACAUGAGAGAGAAAUAUGAGGCAGAUAUGAGCUGGCGUUUGCCUGGUGGGACAGAAUGAGUGAACCCGGGACAUGGAUGUGCCGAUAGGACACCAGGAGAUCCGUGUCUGGGUGAGACACUGACAAACUGGGAGGGACGUUUGGGUUCCUCUUGUAUCUGAAGCCCCUGCUCAAUCAUGAGAUUGGCCCUCCUGGCCUUGAGACUGAUGGUUUUGGCCUGGCUGUGGCCUGUCACUCAGCUCAACAGCAGCACCUUCCCUAACAAGAAAAGGCACAAAGAGGUCUACGUUGGGGAGAGCAAUAAAGUAAAGCAUGGAGGACGGGUGGAUCUUAAGAUGAAAAAGCUGGACAGCACAAAAUCCCUGCUAAUUAAAUCUGAACAGCUACUUCGGAUUGAAGAUCAUGACUUUGCAAUGCGUCCAGGCUUUGGAGGUUCCGCUCUUCCAGUUGGAAUAGAUGUCCAGGUGGAGAGCAUUGACAGUAUAUCUGAAGUAAACAUGGAUUUCACCAUGACCCUCUAUCUGAGGCAUUACUGGCAGGACGAUCGGCUGGCUUUUCCCUCCAGCAGCAACAAAAGUCGAACCUUCGAUGCACGACUUGUCAAGAAAAUUUGGGUCCCAGACGUGUUCUUUGUCCAUUCAAAGCGUUCAUUUAUCCAUGAUACAACUAUGGAGAAUAUUAUGCUGAGGGUUUUCCCAGAUGGAAAUAUUCUCUACAGUGUGAGGAUCACUGUGACUGCUCUGUGCUCGAUGGACUUCAGUAGUUUCCCUCUGGACACACAGAACUGCUCUCUGGAGCUGGAGAGCUAUGCUUACAAUGAGAACGACCUAAUGCUCUACUGGAAGAACGGGAACGAUUCAUUAAGGACUGAUGAGAUUGUGCUCUCUCAGUUUUUUAUUGAAGACUUCCAGCCUUCCUUUGGGCUUGCCUUCUACAGCAGCACUGGUUGGUACAAUCGACUCUACAUAAACUUCAUCCUAAGGAGGCACAUCUUCUUCUUCAUGCUUCAGACUUACUUUCCUACCAUGCUGAUGGUGAUGCUGUCAUGGGUGUCUUUCUGGAUUGACAGAAGAGCCGUACCUGCCCGUGUCUCACUGGGCAUCACGACCGUUCUGACCAUGUCCACCAUCAUCACUGGUGUAUCUGCCUCUAUGCCACAAGUGUCUUACGUCAAAGCCGUAGACAUCUACUUGUGGGCAAGCUUCCUGUUUGUGUUUUUGUCCGUCAUCGAGUACGCUGCUGUCAACUAUUUCACCACGGUGGAGGAGAUGAAGAAGCUGAAGAAUGCAAAGAUCCCCACGACCUUCGAUGCCACCCAGGCCAUGGCCUUCGACGGGUGUUUCCAUGAUAACGACAUUGACCUGGCUUCUUUCCCAGAGGUCGCCAUCACCCCCAACACAGAGAGAAACACCCAGUCUCGAAACUCCACCGCUUCUACACCCACAGAGGGAACCCGUCUCCGUCGCAGGAAUACACUUAAAUACAACCUGAGCUUCAUCCGGAGCAACAGCUACAUGAUCGACUCAUGCUCCAGAGUCGUCUUUCCUAUGGCCUAUCUACUGUUCAACAUCAUUUACUGGAGUUUGUAUGCAUAGUUUUUGUUAAAAAGACUUAAAAAAAAAAAAGAUCUUUCCAAUAAGACUACAUGCUGGUUAAUCCUACACUAUUACUGUUUGUUGGAACGUUUGCUCCUGAAAAUUUAUGUCUUUUUGCAUUCAAGAUGUUGAGAUCAGCUGUUGCUGAAAAUAAAAAGCAUACAUCAUAUAAUGGCAUCUUUAGUAAAAUUAUACAGAAAUAAUAAUAAAAAAAUCCUUAAAAUAAAAGAAAAAUGUUUACUUUUAGUACAAUCACUCAGAGGGAAUGAAAUCUGAUGUUAAGAAAAAAGUUUUUGUACAUGCAUCUGUCCUGUUGAUUAUUUGGCAAGAUAAACAUUGGUCCUUCCCCAGGCGGGUAGCCGCUGAUCUCACUGUGAUGUCAUAUUAAUAGAAGCAAAGAUUUUUAUGAUUUUUAUGAAUUUGUCAGCUCUAGAAACAGCCUAAUUAGCACUUUUGUAAACUUAAAUCAGAGAUACACAUGGUUCUGGAUAUUUAUUUUCAAAGAUUUCUUGUAAGGAUUGUGCAUAUUAUUGUAAAAAAAAAGAAAAAAAAAAGAAAAAGGAGAUUUGUUUACUUUAAGGCUGUUUUAAAUAUAUUCUCCCAGGAUCUGCUGCUGGCUUUGUGUUCAAGUGUAAUUUGCCAAUUAUUGUCAAAAGAGGGAAAAAAAUAUUUAACCAACAUUAUUCAACCCUAUUUUUUUAUUCAUUGUAGUGCUUUAUUUGGCAUGACGCAAUAUGAUCUUUUUGGUAUUUAUGUGUCUUUUCUUGGGAUUUCAGGCAUAUCAUUUAAAUCAAAUCAUUUAAAGCAAUUUCCCUCUGGGAUUAUUAAAGUAUUUCUGAUUCUGAUUAGGAAGAAGGUGGUUGCCUACAUGUGUGAGGGCCACAUUGCUCCAAAAAGGAUGAACUUAUGAUGACUUUUGCAUAGUUUGCUCUUUGCAAGCCUACAUCAUGUAUAAAAUCAGUAAAAUGGGAACCUAUACAAAAAGGAUAAUAUACCCUUAUCCUACUCAACAUCUUUACAAAUAAAUCUCUUACAUAUG